This is a messenger RNA of Homarus americanus (American lobster), 1108 nucleotides long. Its product is annotated as vitelline membrane outer layer protein 1-like. Lineage: Eukaryota; Metazoa; Arthropoda; Malacostraca; Decapoda; Nephropidae. The transcript has 5 exons. The record is from RefSeq and is a predicted model, not a curated record. Bases 253 to 909 code for a protein of 218 amino acids.
GGUCACCAUGACAACUGUUGUACUGUGUAGGUCAGAACCGGGCCGUGCUGACACAGGUGUGGUGAACGACCAAGAGGAUAAGAAUCACAUUAUCCUGGAGCUGGAGGCUCUGAAAAUAUCUGUUUGUGUUGGGAACCUGACCAGCUGGUGUUUUGAACCAACUGCGUGAGUGUGUCACAAGGAUACCUGCAGGUGGGUAUAUAUACUGGGUGUGGCCGCCGCUACCGCAUAUUCUCCUCCAUCAUCAUCAUCAUGGCAGCUUUCUGGUGGUCAGCUGUGUGUGUCUGUCUGUUGGUGACCGUUGACCUAUGUGUGGCAACAGGUAUGGGGGCUGGGGGGGAGGAGAACCCCGUGGGCGACAACUACUUAACCCUGACGCUGGACUGGGCCAUGAGCUGGGGAGUCUGGGGCCCUAAGGCCUACUGUCCUACAGGAACCUACGCCUACGGCUUCAACAUCAAGGUAGAGUCAGAGGGCGCCGUCGACGACACAUCCAUAAACGGCAUCAUGUUGUACUGCCGCGCCCCGGGUGAUGUCGGCCAUGACGGUAUCUCGCCUAAGGUGGACGCUGGGGAAUACACCAUCACCUCCACCGUCCAGCGGUGGGGAGACUGGCGGGGUAAGAGAGAGUGUUUUCAGGGUUUCUUAACGGGCCUGAAAAUGAAGAGUGAGGAAUAUCAGGGCAUAAUCGAGGACGACACAGCUGCCAAUGACCUGGAGAUGCAGUGUAACUGGAGCACCGAGACCCUGAACGGCGGCGGCAACCACUGGGGAUACUGGAGUGACUAUGCUGAUUGUCCUGAUGGUUGGGUAAUAUGUGGCAUCGAGACCCGCGUCGAGGCUGAAACUGCUACAGAUGACACAGCUCUGAACGAUGUGCGCAUGUUUUGUUGUGACACGACCUCUUAGGUGACCUCACAACUCCCGGAGUGACCUCCACACCCUUAGAUGACUUCACCUCCCACUGGAACUGAGUCUUCUCACAGACGUCUCCCAGCAACCACUGUCAACAGUUGACACGAGUAAAAAAUCAAAAGUAUGGUCAGGCAAAUAGUAGAAAUAAUAUUUCACCUUUUUGAAAGAAACCUGAAAUAAAGACUUGAAGCUU